This is a messenger RNA of Saprolegnia parasitica CBS 223.65, 405 nucleotides long. RefSeq lists its product as hypothetical. Lineage: Eukaryota; Oomycota; Saprolegniomycetes; Saprolegniales; Saprolegniaceae. The coding region runs from base 1 to 405 and encodes 134 amino acids. The transcript has 3 exons. The record is from RefSeq and is a predicted model, not a curated record.
AUGUCGGACGGCUCCAUCUUGCACUCCAUCCCAGAUUUGCAGUGGCUAAGCGCGCACUACAAUCAGUUUGUGCGGUGCAACUCCAGCGCAGGCUCCAGCGGCGGUGACGACUCGGCCGACGCCUUUGGCUCCUCUGCAGGAUCCGCCCAGUCGCAAACCACAAACCAAUUCAUGGCCCGCUCCCAUCACGCGAGCGCGAUCAGCAUCACGCUCAUCGCCAUUGCAGUUGUCUGCUUCGUGGCCGCCUUGAUCUUUACGAUCAUCUACAUGCGCAAGCGUCGCGCCGAGAAAAACCUUGUGAUCCUCGAGGAAGGCAAGGUCGUCGACCCGUCGGACCAAGAGGCCCUCUUCCUCGAGUGCGCGACGCCGGACGGCGUUCCCAUGGCCAAGAAAAUCGACAUGUAA